Naumovozyma castellii is the source of this 396-nucleotide messenger RNA. RefSeq names its product Rim1p (gene RIM1). NCBI's taxonomy places the organism in Eukaryota, Fungi, Ascomycota, Saccharomycetes, Saccharomycetales, Saccharomycetaceae. The record is from RefSeq and is a predicted model, not a curated record. Bases 1 to 396 code for a protein of 131 amino acids. The transcript is spliced from 2 exons.
AUGUUUUUACGUACACAAACUCGUCUAUUCCAUGCCACUGCAAAAAAGAUGGACUUCUCCAAGAUGUCCAUCGUAGGUCGUAUCGGCUCUGAAUUCACUGAAUACACCUCUCAAAACGACAAGAGAUACCUUAAAUACAGUAUUGCCUCUCAACCAAGAAGAGACGGUCCAACCAAUUGGUAUAACGUUACCGUCUUUAAUGAGCAACAAAUGAACUUCUUGACUCAAUAUGUCAGAAAGGGAGCUCUAGUCUACGUUGAAGCUGAUGCAGCCAAUUACACCUUUGAAAGGGAAGACAAGUCCAAGGGUACUAGUUUGAGUUUGGUGCAAAGAGAUUUCAACUUGUUGAGAAAUGGUAAGCCAGAAGAGCCCGCUACUACUGAGGAAUCGGAGUAA